AGUUUUCCGGCCUAGUUUGCGGCUGCUCCUGCCGUGUUGCGUAGGGCGCCUGUGCUUGAGCGGUUUGUGCUUGAGGUUGGGGGUUGCGUCGCUCUCUGGUAAAGGCGUGCAGGUGUUGGCCGCGCCCUCUGAGCUGGGAUGAGCCGUGCUCCCAGUGGAAGCAAGGGAGCGCAGCCGGAGCCAUGGCCAGUACAGUGGUAGCAGUUGGACUGACCAUUGCUGCUGCAGGAUUUGCAGGCCGUUAUGUUUUGCAAGCCAUGAAGCAUAUGGAGCCUCAAGUAAAACAAGUUUUUCAAAGCCUACCAAAAUCUGCCUUCAGUGGUGGCUAUUAUAGAGGUGGGUUUGAACCCAAAAUGACAAAACGGGAAGCAGCAUUAAUACUAGGUGUAAGCCCUACUGCCAAUAAAGGGAAAAUAAGAGAUGCUCAUCGACGAAUUAUGCUUUUAAAUCAUCCUGACAAAGGAGGAUCUCCUUAUAUAGCAGCCAAAAUCAAUGAAGCUAAAGAUUUACUAGAAGGUCAAGCUAAAAAAUGAAGUAAAUGUAUGAUGAAUUUUAAGUUCAUGUUAGUUUAUGUAUAUGAGUACUAAGUUUUUAUAAUAAAAUGCCUCAGAGCUACAAUUUUAAAAAAUGAUUUAGCACAAGCUAAA
Molecule: messenger RNA, 647 nt
Organism: Rhinopithecus roxellana (golden snub-nosed monkey)
Lineage: Eukaryota; Metazoa; Chordata; Mammalia; Primates; Cercopithecidae
Gene: DNAJC19
Product: DnaJ heat shock protein family (Hsp40) member C19
Exons: 6
Coding region: 183-533 (116 amino acids)
Biological process (GO): protein import into mitochondrial matrix
Cellular component (GO): PAM complex, Tim23 associated import motor
Molecular function (GO): ATPase activator activity
Source: RefSeq, a predicted model, not a curated record